UUCCGGAGGUAUUUUCCAGCAAAGGCUUGAAAGCUUCUCCGCUCUUUCCACGGUGUCCGGGUCAGCCUUUCUAUCAAGCAAAGAGGCUGCAGGGAAGUCUUGGACUUGGAGAUCCAGAUGUGUGUAAGCUGGAAAUAUUUUCUGGUUCUUCUGAAGUUUUAAGUAUCUUGUCUGGGAAGAGAGCUGAAUGGCCUUGGAAAAUUUCACCAGACCUCUUGUGAACAGAAAGACCUGCGGAGAUCCAUGGGUCCAUUUUGGAGCUGUAUUAGAGACCAGAGAGAAGAUAGAGGGACAACCUCCAGCAGAUGCCGAAAUUAGAAAAGGCCCUCCAGCUGCUCAGCCUUGGAGCUGUGGGAGGAAUGGGGCAAUGAAUCCUGGGCAGAAGAGCCACGAAGAGGCAUCCAACAGUUCAGAGGUCCAAUGCUGUCACUUCAGAAAAGUGCAGUUCCAGGAGGGGAGCAGUCCCCGAGAUGUUUGCACUCAGCUUCACUACCUUUGUCGUCAGUGGCUGCAACCAGAAAAACACACCAAGGCUCAGAUGCUGGACCUGGUGCUCCUGGAACAAUUGCUGGCUGUGCUUCCUCCAGAGAUGGCAAAAUGGGUGCGGGAGUGUGGAGCAGAGACCAGUUCCCAGGCAGUGUCCCUGGCUGAAGGCUUCUUGCUGACUCAGGAGGAGGAAAACAUGGAAGAAGAGUUGCAGAAAUGUGUGGAAGCUGUGACUGAGUAUCCCAAGGGGAGGAAAGAUUCAUUCAGAUCUUCUCAAGAGCUGCUCUUCAGGGAGAACUUCCAGGAAGAUCAAAGUCAAGACGCUACGCAAGAGAGUAGAAAGCUGACCGUGGACUUUUUAGAAUCACCUCUUUGUGCUGGAGCUGAACCAGUACUUCAGGAUAUUUUUUCUUUUGAGGAAGUGGCUGUGUAUUUCUCCGAGGAGGAGUGGUCUCAACUGGAUGCUGACCAAAAAGCACUCCAUGCAGAAGUCAUGCUGGAGAAUUCCAGGAAUCUCUUUUCUCUGUGUAAGAAACCCUUUCUAUGAUCACAAACGUAGAGUAGGGCCUUGAAUGUUAUUUCUGAUUUUUUAAAAAAAUCAUUUAUUUA
Messenger RNA from Notechis scutatus (mainland tiger snake), 1095 nucleotides. The record is from RefSeq and is a predicted model, not a curated record. Lineage: Eukaryota; Metazoa; Chordata; Lepidosauria; Squamata; Elapidae.